Molecule: messenger RNA, 159 nt
Organism: Paramecium octaurelia
Lineage: Eukaryota; Ciliophora; Oligohymenophorea; Peniculida; Parameciidae
Source: the annotation of a GenBank genome assembly
AUGAUAGAAAUUCAUAUUAAUAUUUAGUAGAGAGCAUUGAGAAAUUCCAUUGUUAAUAAGAUUUAUUAAAAAUAUAAUAGAAAUGCUGGUUUUAGAUUUAUAGAAUUUAAAAAUUAUACAGAUGGAGUUGUGGCUGUGCAUUUUGGGUGUAAGUUAUGA